CCGUUUUCACAAAUUCUUCCAAUUUUCUUUUUCUUUCAUAAAACAAAACGAAAGGGAAUUAAAGAGAAACAGUUGCACGAAAAAAGAGAGGAGUAAAUGGCUCUACUCCUUCCUUCCUAUCCACCAAUCCACUCCUUUCCCGCCUCUCCUAAACUUGGCUUCCGUUUAAAACCUCCACCGCAACGCCCCAUCCUACGCGCCGCCGCGGGCCUAGAUGUUGAUUCUUUCACGAAGAAGUCUGGUUACCUUUUCCGCCUCAGUGCUUUGGAGGCUCAGUCCUUGAUCGAUUACAGCCCCUCGCGUAUCGCCGCUAUUUAUAGGAGAAAACCCUUGAUUUUGUUGGCUCGGCUUAUUCAAAUUGCUACUACUUUUGGAAAAUGGUUCGGCGAUCGAUACAUUGAUAAUCUCAUGGAACGAUCCGAUCAAAUGUUCAAGGUUAGAGCUGCCGAGCUUCGGAAAAUUCUGGUGGAACUUGGGCCGGCAUACAUUAAAAUUGCUCAAGCUGUUUCAUCUCGACCUGAUUUGAUACCGCCAUCAUAUUUAGAUGAACUCUCUUUGUUGCAAGACCGAAUAAGUCCUUUUUCUACUGAAGUUGCCCUUGAUACUAUAGAAAAAGAACUUGGUCUCCGAAUAGAUGAACUCUUCUCCGAGAUUUCACCAGAGCCAAUUGCUGCAGCUUCCCUUGGACAGGUAUAUCAAGCUAGGCUUCGUCGUAGUGGACAGGUUGUUGCUGUCAAAGUUCAGAGGCCUGGUGUUCAAGCUGCAAUUUCCUUAGACAUAUUAAUUCUGCGCUUUCUAGCUGGGGUGGUUAAGAAAGCUGGUAAAUUUAAUACUGAUCUUCAGGCAGUCGUUGAUGAAUGGGCAUCAAGUCUUUUUCGGGAGAUGGACUAUACGAAAGAGGCCAAUAAUGGACUCAAGUUUAGACGUCUGUAUGGUGGUAUAAAAGAUGUUUUUGUUCCAAACAUAUACAUGGAGCACACAACUCGUAGAGUCCUUGUUAUGGAAUGGGUGGAGGGGCAAAAGUUGUCUGAAGUGAAGGAUCUAUAUCUAGUUGAGGUAGGGGUUUACUGCUCAUUCAAUCAACUCUUAGAGAAUGGGUUCUAUCAUGCUGAUCCUCACCCAGGAAACCUUUUCCGUACAUAUGAUAGGAAAUUGGCGUAUAUAGAUUUUGGUAUGAUGGGUGAAUUUAAACAAGAAUUCAGAGACGGAUUUAUUGAAGCUUGUCUCCAUCUUGUAAACCGUGAUUUUGUUGCACUUUCCAAAGAUUUUGUCACUCUCGGGCUUCUUCCACCAACUGCGGAAAAGGAGGCCGUUUCAAAAGCUUUAACAGGUGUCUUCCAAGAUGCGGUUGCCAAAGGAGUCCGGAAUAUAAGCUUCGGAGACCUUUUAGGAAAUUUGGGAACUACCAUGUACAAGUUCAAAUUUCGAAUACCUUCAUAUUUUUCGCUGGUUAUUCGUAGUCUUGCUGUAUUGGAGGGAAUUGCAAUAAGUUCUGAUCCAAAUUACAAAGUUUUGGGUAGUACAUAUCCAUGGAUUGCAAAGAAAGUAUUGACUGAUAGCUCACCCCAACUGAAGUCGUCUUUGCGAGCACUUCUUUAUGAGGAUGGUGCUUUCAGAAUUGAUCGUCUGGAAUCCUUAUUGACAGAGUCCCUCCGUGCUCGAACUGAGAAGGCCUUGGUUAAGACACAAAGAGAAGAAGCCGAUUCCAGGGUGGUUUUUAAGGAAGUCCUUUCUUUCACAUUAAAUGAAAAGGGCAGCUUUGUGAGGGAAAUACUAAUUGAAGAGUUCGCUAAGGGUUUGGAUGCACUUGGAUUAGCAACACUUGAUUCGUUCACUUCUGUGGCCACAACAAUAAUACCCCUUUCUGGUUCCACCUCAUUCUCUUUGAUGUCCAAGGAGGACAUGAUCAACUUGAGAACGUUACGCCGCCUCAUGUUUUUGUUGUCAGGUUCUGAAAGCAAUAAAAAAUCCUUUGAGGAUAUUAAUGGAGUUAGUAGCCACAACAAUAAGGAAAGUGCAUACCUGGAGGAAUCAUCAGUGCUUUCCUAUCAGCCCGCAUUAGUUUCAGAAAUUCUGGCCAUGCUUUCUAUCAUUCCCGAGUCUGCACCUAUUUACCCGUUACUCUGUGGCAGCUGCCGCCCGAAUUGCAACAGCAGCUGCUUCGCUUACCAGCUGAUCUGGCCAGAAGGCUGGUUUCCCGCGCUUCUGCAAGGACUAUCCAGAGGAUCUUCCUAUGAUUGUCAUGAUUGUCUCAACUGGAUGUAAACUUCCACCAACCGUGUAAGGGAGGGUUUAGAUCGAUGCAAGGCUUACUUACAAAUUAAGAAUUCAUCCAAGAGCUUUCAGUCAGAGUAACAUACAUCUUUUAAUAAUAGUUUCUUCCCCAAUGUUGCAUCAUUUUCCCAAGUGUCCUCGAGUAUGAAAGUAGAAAAUUAUAGUCCGAGCUGCAUGUGCAAAGCAUGACAGUAGAAUGUUCAUGUAAGAUCUUAAAUCAAUGUCAAUGUAUAUCUGUAAAGUGAGCUUCUUUUUUCUUUUUCUUUUUUUUUUUUGGAGGGGGGUAAUAAUUACCAGCAUUCAGACAACAGAUAGUCCUACUUAUGGUUGUUUUGGAAGUCCUGGAAAUUUUGUCUUCUUUGGUACAUACUUUUUUGUUUGCAAGUUAUUUCAUAAGAUCUUUAAUUGUAGAAAUUCGUUCCCAUAGUCUGGGUCAAUUAGUGGGGAAAUUGUGUACUCAUCUAUGUGACAUAAAAAUAACUUUUUGAAAAAUAAGAGGGUAAACUAUAUCAUAUACCAUUG
Molecule: messenger RNA, 2796 nt
Organism: Hibiscus syriacus
Lineage: Eukaryota; Viridiplantae; Streptophyta; Magnoliopsida; Malvales; Malvaceae
Exons: 21
Coding region: 97-2265 (722 amino acids)
Biological process (GO): protein phosphorylation
Molecular function (GO): ATP binding; protein kinase activity
Source: RefSeq, a predicted model, not a curated record